Verticillium alfalfae VaMs.102 is the source of this 1356-nucleotide messenger RNA. Its product is annotated as sphingosine N-acyltransferase lag1. The transcript is spliced from 4 exons. Gene Ontology annotation, biological process: ceramide biosynthetic process. The coding region runs from base 1 to 1356 and encodes 451 amino acids. Lineage: Eukaryota; Fungi; Ascomycota; Sordariomycetes; Glomerellales; Plectosphaerellaceae. Gene Ontology annotation, cellular component: membrane. Gene Ontology annotation, molecular function: sphingosine N-acyltransferase activity. The record is from RefSeq and is a predicted model, not a curated record.
AUGGCCGACGUCGACGGCUCCGUCCUCCAGCCGGCCCAGCUUCAGCCUGAGGUCGAGGCUCAAAAUUCCCCAGAGGUGCAGUUCCAGGACUCGCCCCAAGAUCGGGCCGUCUCUCGCACCGCUACUCCAACCGUUGAGCGAAACCCAAGCCAGAAGAAGCCGCAGAAUAUGAACGGCCCAUUAUACAUGCAGUCAGCCGGCAACAAGAACGUACGAUUCGUGCCUCGCAACAGAAAGCAGGACGACAGCGCUCUGGUUCUCUUGGCUCGCUGGUUCGUUGAGAAUCAGAUUGGCCUCUCCUUCAACCUACUCGCCCUCCUUUUCCUUGCCCACUACUUCAUCCCCAAGGCGCAACCACACACUGCCAAGUUCUUCACCCUGUCAUACCGCAACCCCGCCACGGGCAGUUACAAGAAUGGUUGCGACGACAUGUACUUCAUCGCCUUCUGCGUUAUUCUCUUCACUGGUCUGCGCGCCGCCACGAUGGAAUACGUUUUGGCUCCUUUUGCCAAGACAUGGGGAGUGCGCAAGACCAAGGACCUGACCCGCUUCAGCGAGCAGUCCUGGAUGCUGGUGUACUAUGUUAUCUUUUGGUCAAUGGGCCUGUAUAUCUACUGCACUUCAUCAUACUUCCUCAACCUCCAAGAGAUGUGGACCAACUGGCCAGUUCGCGAGCUGAAUGCGCUCAACAAGUUCUACACAUUGGCCCAGUCAGCUUUCUGGAUCCAGCAGAUUAUUGUUAUCAACAUUGAGGAGCGCCGCAACGACCACUGGCAGAUGCUUACCCACCACAUCAUCACUCUUGGCCUGCUGUUCUCGUGCUACGCUUACCACCAGACGCGCGUCGGCAACGUCAUUCUCGUCAUUAUGGACGUCGGUGAUAUUUUCCUGCCGCUCGCCAAGUGCCUGAAGUACAUGGGCUUCACGACCGUUUGCGAUGUAAUGUUUGGCGUCUUCCUGACCUACUGGAUUGUCGCCCGCCACAUCCUGUACCCAAUGGUCUGCUGGUCCAUUUACACUGAUAUUCCCAAUAUCAUCGGCGAGGUCUGCUACAAGGGCUCCGAUAGCAAUCUCCAAGGUCCCUUUCCGGUGCCCGAGACCUCGAGCUAUCUCCUCGAGCCGUUCUGGGACUCGGAGGGCAUGGUCUGCUUCGGCAAGAAGGUCACGUGGUACUUCCUUGUACCCCUUCUGCUGCUGCAAUGCCUCAUCUUUGCCUGGUUCGUCCUCAUUGCCCGCGUUGCUAUCAAGGUGAUUCGUGGUGGUAGCGCCGAGGAUAACCGCAGUGACGACGAGGCCGAGGAGGAGGAUGACUUUGUAUACGAGGAAGCUCCCGCUCGAGGAGGAGGUUGGUGUUGA